UAUAUUAUAUUGACAUUAUUGAUCCCACGUGCGAAUGCUCCUCGUUCUUUCGACAUUUCACGUUUAGGCAGUAAUUACACUCAAUUUUUUAUUAUUGACUUUAUUUUCUUGUGAUGUGUAAUAGUAGUUAACCGCACUACCAUGGGAAACAAGAGUAAAGUCGGAAAACAGCGGAAGGAUAAGUUUUAUCAUCUUGCCAAGGAGACAGGUUAUCGUUCUCGAGCUGCCUUCAAGUUACUGCAAUUAAACCGCAAGUAUGAAUUUCUGCAGAAAUCUCGUGUUCUGGUCGACCUUUGUGCUGCACCAGGAGGAUGGAUGCAAGUCGCCAAAACAAAUAUGCCCGUAUCCAGUGUUGUCGUAGGCGUGGAUCUGUUCCCAAUCAAACCAAUUCCGGGAUGCAUAUCACUGAAGGGUGACAUUACAACAGAGGAUUGCAAACGAGAAAUCUUGAAUGAGUUGAAAACUUGGAAAGCAGAUACUGUUCUUCAUGAUGGUGCUCCCAAUGUUGGUGCUAACUGGCUACACGAUGCUUAUCAGCAGGCUUGUCUGGUCUUGAGUGCUCUGAAACUUUCAUCGGGUAUCCUACGAGAAGGAGGAUGGUUCGUAACCAAGGUCUUCAGGUCCAAAGAUUAUAACCCACUGAUCUGGGUCUUACAACAGUUUUUUAAGAAGGUUCAUGCCACCAAACCGCAAGCCUCCCGUCUUGAAUCGGCUGAGAUUUUCGUCGUUUGUCAGCACUACCUCGCUCCUACUAAAAUCGACCCAAAACUUUUCGAUCCACGCCAUGUAUUUCAGGAGUUAGACCUGGAACCCAAAGUCAAACUUUUUGACACGCAGAAGCCAAAAGCGGAGGGAUACUCAGAGACUUACAGUGUGUAUGGUACCAGAGUUCCAGUCUCAGAAUUUUUGAAGAAUGAAUCUCCGAUGGUCCUGUUCCAGCAUGCAGCUGAGAUCACAUUUGAUCCAGAGACAGAAAGACAUCUGCUAAAUCAUCCUCUAACAACGGACGAAAUCAAGGAAUGUUGCAAAGAUAUUAAAGUUCUUGGUCGCAAGGAUAUUCGUAACCUGGUCAGUUGGAGAAAACAUCUAGUUGCAGCUCUUCUGAAAGAGAAAGAAGAAGAAGACAAGAAAAAUAUUGUCCCUGUGGAGACUAAACCAGAAAUAAAAGCCGAUUCUGACAGCGAAGAUGAUCUGGAUGAAGAUGAGAAGGAUUUGGAAACUGCUUCUAAGGAAAUUGAAGCAAUGCAGAAAGAGCUGAAGAAAGAGGCCAAGAAGAAGAAGAAAAAAGCAGCGAAGGAGCGGAAAAAACUUCAAGAGAAAAUGAACUUGAACAUGAUACAUAAAAAUGAUCUGGGACCUGUAGAAGAAACCCCUGAUGAUUAUUUCAGCUUAAAAUCCAUCAAAUCUAGGAAAGAGAUGAAUGAAGUCCAGGAAACAGCCCCAGAAGGUUUCGGUGAUUCCGAUGAGGAGAGUGAAGAUGAACGACCCAAAAAAGUACAAUAUAGCAAAGACUCAGAAUACUUGGAUGAUGAUGGAAGGUUAAUUGACUCAGAUAAUGAUUCUGAUGAGGGGGCUGAUGGUGGUGAUGAUGACGGUUUCGAUAGUGACAAUGAAGGAUUGGGGUUUGACAUGGAAGGCGUAAGCAAGAACUCCUCUAAAAAAAAGAAGGUUUCCUUUGCAGCUGAUAGUGCGCCUGACACUGAUAAUCCUUUGAUUACUGAUCUAAUGGACAAACGUACUCGAAAAGAGAGGCGUCUGCAGAUGGCUGAGCUUUGGUUUGAUAAAGAUGUUUUCAAAGAUGUGCUAAAUGAUGAAGAUGAAGAGUAUGAAUUGGAGAAAAUGAAAGAAGAAGUGAUCAAGAAGGGUGGAAAAAUAAUCGAGGAGAGGAAGAAGUCACAGCAAGAACCUUCAAAGCACUCAUUUAUGGACAGUGAGGAUGACUCGGAAGAUGAAAGCGAUGAAAGUGAUCUUGAAGACAAGGAAAAUUCCUUGUCAAAAAAGAAAGCAGACAGAGAAUAUUUGCCAGAUGAUUACGACAGCAGUGACACAGAAGAAGAAGAGAAAAAGGUUGCCAAAAAACUGAACAAGCGGAAUAGGAAACAUACUCUCACAGAGGAAGGUUUAGCAUUAGGUGAAAUGAUGAUCAGGUCCAAGAAAGCGAAGAGGGACAUAAUGGAUGCUGCCUGGAAUAGGUAUGCAUUUAAUGAUGAAAAUUUACCCGAGUGGUUUGUCAAAGACGAAAAGGAGCACAUGAGGCCACGCCUACCUGUAUCCGAGGAUCUUGUUCAGAAGUAUCGAGACAGAAACAACCCAGUCAAUGCUCGAACAAUAAAGAAAGUAGUUGAAGCAAAGGCAAGAAAGAAGAAGCAAGCAGCAAUGCAUAGAGAAAAAGAAAUGAAGAAACUAGAGAAGGUUAUGGAUAAUCCAGACAUGUCAGAGGCAGAAAAAGCAAGGCAGUUGCGACAAGCUUACAAAAAACUGAAGAAAAAGAAGACUGAAAUUAAGUACGUUGUAGCCAAACGAGCGACUGCUGCAAAACGUGCGAAGAGACCACCAGGGGUCAAAGGACCUUACAAACAAGUCGAUCCUCGUAUGAAGAAAGACACCCGUGCAAAAUUCAAAGGUGUCAAGAAAGGAAAAGGUCGCAAAGGCUCAGCCCCGAUUAAAGUGAACCAAGGCAUGAAGAGAGGCAAAGGCAAGAAAAGAUGAGAGUUGUGGAACCCAAAAGCGGGACCUAAUACCCGAUCUGUAUAUCUGUAUAGUUUCUUAUGUAUUCUAUUGUACAUAGUCUUAUACUUUUUUUUAGCCAAAUUAAGACAGUUUCUUCUCGAGUCUUUUGAUUAAUUUUAGCUUUGAACAAAUGUUUCUGCUAAUUUUUAAUCAUGUGCAAAUUUUGUGUUUUAUUUUCAAUAAAACUGUUGAACUUAUCA
This is a messenger RNA of Bemisia tabaci, 2930 nucleotides long. Its product is annotated as pre-rRNA 2'-O-ribose RNA methyltransferase FTSJ3. Gene Ontology annotation, biological process: rRNA methylation; maturation of 5.8S rRNA from tricistronic rRNA transcript (SSU-rRNA, 5.8S rRNA, LSU-rRNA); maturation of LSU-rRNA from tricistronic rRNA transcript (SSU-rRNA, 5.8S rRNA, LSU-rRNA). Gene Ontology annotation, molecular function: rRNA (uridine-2'-O-ribose)-methyltransferase activity; rRNA (guanine) methyltransferase activity. Lineage: Eukaryota; Metazoa; Arthropoda; Insecta; Hemiptera; Aleyrodidae. The record is from RefSeq and is a predicted model, not a curated record. Gene Ontology annotation, cellular component: preribosome, large subunit precursor; nucleolus; nucleus.